CGAACAGUUGAAAAUUUUUUUAUGCCCUUUCCCGAGGAUCAGGCGGGAGACGACUUUUGACGAGUAGCUUCGCCCGAAUGACGAAAAUCCUUCCAGGAUUCACGUUUUAUGAUUUCGCGUGUAUAACAUCGGCGUAUAAAAACGUUGGGGUUUUUUUUUGCUUAUUUUAUUAUUAAUUAUUUUUUUAUGAGGUUCUGCGCCGAAUAGCUUCAGUGGACAAAAGAUGAGCCUGCUUCUCUCUGAGCGGGUAACAGACUACAUGCCUGUUGAUCUCCCUGCUGAGAUCCCCAAGGCAGAGAGUGAUUCAGACAGUGGAGUUGGUUCACCCAUGGAGGAGGCUGUGACUGAUGCCACCACACCUGUUAUUCAGGCUCAAGAAGAUUCAGAUGACGAUAUCAUCGUGAACCGGAAGGCCCGCACCCGGAAGGUUCUCCAGGACAGCGACAGUGAGAAAGAGGAAGACCUUGACAAGGUGACUGAGGCUUUGGUGUUGUCAGAAUCCAGCGGCGAUGAGACGAAGUCCAGUGAAAGUAAGGGGCCGAAAAAGAGCCGGGGAAAGAAGGUAUCUCGGAUUGCCAUGGAAAGUGAUGAGAGUGAGGAAGAUGAGAGUCAAGGAAAACCUAAGAGAAAGACCAAAAAGAGGGGGACGUCAGAGCGACGCAGAGAAAAGGAGAAAAAUGGAGUGAAACAACUGGAAGAAAAGACAAAUACCCCUGAAGAGUCCCCUUUGCCCAAAGCUUUCAAUGACAGUGGCUGUCUACUGGGUGAUAAUGACCUGUUUGAUGCUCAGCUCGAGGAGUCUGACACGGCGGAGGGGGUGGUGGAGGAAGAGGAGUCCCUAGAUGCCAUCAGAGCUGCUGUAAAAAAGAAGGCCAACAACAAGCACCAAUCAGAUGAUUCUGAAGAGGAUGAAGGACAGGAAGGCAGAGCCCAGCGCAAGGAGAGGAAAGCCGCAAGAGCAAGUAAGGAGGCAAUGAAACAGCUCCACAGUGACAGUCAGAAGCUUGUUAGAGAAUCUACAAUAGGACUACCAUACCAUAUGCCAGAGCCCAAAGGCAUAGACCAAUUCUUCAAGAGAAGAGUUCGUCCUGACCGACCUGCUAUGGCAUUACUGAAAUCUGCCAAAUACCAACACUGUAUUGUUGUGGCAUCUUCAACCCCCUCUACUACACAAAACCAGUCUGAAGCACCAGAACAGAACCUGAACCGACAGGUGGAUCUGAAUGAACCCGAUCCAGACAGCUGUAUCCAACAGGACAGUGCUACAAAUGAACCCAAUACACAAACUGCUAAUGAAGCUGCUGAGAAACAAUUAGAGGUUGCAGGUGUUGAGCUCCAAAAGCCUGAGGCCAUGGAAGAAAGUGUUCUUCCGUCUGUGGACAUGUCUGAGAGUUCUACUAAAGAGAAUCCUGACAUGUUUCAGGUUCAGCAGACUAAGUCUGGGACAGGGCAGUCAGGACAGGAUGACUCUGUGCCUGCUGAACAAGGCACAGCAGUGUCUAAACCCAAGAAGGAUAAGCUGGCUAGAUUGCGUGAGCUGGGCUUGGAGCCUCCUCCUGUAGCAAAGCUGUGUGCAGAUGAUGGAACUUUUGUCCAGCUGGAACUGCAGCAGGCUAACCCUGGUCUAGAGGCUCUAAAAGAACGUUUUCUGAGGCAUGUUCAGUCUGCACCACGGUCUAAAGGAGAGCGAUUACUUCAUGUAAAUGUGGUGAGAAAGGACAGCACUGCCUCUGGACAGGAGGAGCUGCAUGCUGAAUCCUUCACGGUCACCGUUAAUGAGGAGGAAGAGAAGCCUACACACACUAAGCCAGGAGAGAAGCUGGUUUUACUGAGGUCUCGUUUGCAGCAGGCUAUGGCUAUUCGCCGGAAGGAAGAAAGAGAACGUCGGGCUGCCCUUCAUCGCCUGGACAAUGAAGACUGUGAGGAGGAGGAAGAGGAAGAGGAGAUGACUGAGUCUGAGGAGGAAGAGGGUGUUGAAGAUUUGUUGGGUGAUGGUGAAGAUAGAGAGGAAGAAGAAUCAGAGGAAGCCAAAAGUGGUAAUAAAUCCAAGCAAAUUGCCUCUUCUUGCUUUAAAAGUCCAUCUCCAACCCCCUACGCUGAUGGCACUCUGAUGCUGUUUGCAGGCAGUUCUUGUUCCAGAACAGGGGAUGGUGUUAGGCAGUCUGGGCAAGCCAAUCCUGAAAAUGAUAGCAAAAUGGAUGAUGAGGAUGGCCUUUCCUUGAACAAGGACAACAGUCAUAACAGCAGCUUUGAACUGACUAGCUCCACACUCCCCUCAUACCAGCCAGUGAGCCGUGCUGCAGGCAAAGGUCUUUCAGCGGCCGCGUUCCGCUCACCCUCGCCCUGCUUCUUCAGGCCCAGUUUCCUUGGCUCAGCCUCCAAGAGCUCUGGUAAGCUGUCUGAACCUUCCCUUACACUCCCUGUGGAGGACUCUCAGGAUCUUUAUGGUGUUCCUUCUCCUGAAGUUGGGAACUCUCAGGGCCUCUUCUCUCAAGAGGAGGACACGCAGUCACAGCUGUUGGAUGCGGACGGCUUCUUGAAUGUCGGACCCCGUGGCGGCCUGAGCCACUCACACAAACGGCAGUUAAUUUUAGAUAGCCUGGAUGAAAACGCCAUGGACGCCAACAUGGGUGAAUUACUGGGUCUCUGUUCGGGUGGCUUUGGCUCUGCAAAACCGACUCAGCCAGGAGUUGAGGAUGAGCUGCUGGGCCUUUGCUCUGGGGCAUUCUCUAUCCAGCCUGUGGAACCUGGCAGACAACCCAAGGAUGAGACUGAGGCCAUAGAGGCAAAAAGCACUGUUAUAGACAGUCAAAGGAGCUCAGACACAGACAUGGACCAACUACUUUCUCUCUGCUCUGGAAAGUUUAUAGACAGUCCUGCUGCUUCUCCAGUGCAACCAGGUUCAAGCUUUGUUCUUGAAGACGAAUCUGACAGUAAGAACAAGGAGGAGGAAGGGGAAGAGGAAGAGGAGGAUGGCAACUGUGAGUUUCGGCUCUUGUCAGAUGACAGUAACAGUGAGAAGGAAGACAUUGAGGGGGAAUCGGAAGUUGAAGAAGAUAUGGGUGAUGAGGUAGAAGAUGAGGAGAGGGAAGCAGUAUUUAAGUCCAAAAAGAUACGCAUGGCUAACUUUGUGGACUCUGAGGCUGAACUAUCCGGCAGCGAUGUCGGUAGUGAGGAUGAAGAUGAACAGGGAGGUGAUGAAUAUGAAGAAGAGGAUAUACAGGAGCAGCUUCCAUCAGAUGAGGAACUGAUGGACCAAGUCAACAAAAUCCACAUGAAACAUGUCCUAGACGAUGAUAAGCGUAAAUUGCGCUUGUAUCAGGAACGUUACCUGGCUGACGGGGAUCUGCACUCGGAUGGACCUGGUCGAGAACGCCGUUUCCGCUGGAAGAACAUUGAUUAUGGUUUUGAGCUUGGGGUUGCUGCUGAUGGGGAAGAGGAAGAGGAGGAGGAAGAUCAUGAUCAGAAUGAGCUACAAAGACACAAGGAAAGGAUUGAGAGAGAGCAGUGGAUUCGAGAGCAGUCUGAAACAUCAAAGAGAGGACAAGAAGUAGAAGAGGAGGACAAGAUUGGAGAGGAGGACAGUCAGUUCAUGAAGCUGGCUAAGAAACUAACCGCUAAGGCACUCCAGAAGAAAGAGACCUCUACAGUGCCUAUGCAAGAGAAGCCAGUCUCUAAUGUCAACCCUUUUCAGAAGCCUGUGGUAAAGAGAGGAUCUUUGCUUAGCCAGCCACGAGCAGUGCUGCAGAAACUCGCCAAUAUUUCUGACGGCAACCCUCUAGCUCCACGUAACUCUCGAGGAUUCCUUUUCCAGACUUUAUCUCCAGAAAAGGAGCCACCCACAUCUGCCAACCCAAAGAAACAGUUAAAGAAAAGGGCUCAGACAGACACUUUGGCACCUGCUGCAAAGCGACCAUGUCGAGAAACCUCAGUGAAAUCUGUUGGACCUCCAAGAAGUAUUUUCAAUUAUUUUGAGAACUGAAACUGUUUCAAAGCCUCCAGUGAAUCAACUUAAGUCUGUUUUGAAUGUUUUAUCCUGUAAAUAUUGUGAUUUGUAAUUCUGUAUUUUUUAUUUGUAAAAUUAUAAAUUAAAAAUUUAUUUUAAACAUG
Messenger RNA from Silurus meridionalis, 4110 nucleotides. Its product is annotated as claspin. The record is from RefSeq and is a predicted model, not a curated record. Gene Ontology annotation, molecular function: anaphase-promoting complex binding. The transcript is spliced from 24 exons. The coding region runs from base 224 to 3982 and encodes 1252 amino acids. Gene Ontology annotation, biological process: activation of protein kinase activity; mitotic DNA replication checkpoint signaling; mitotic G2 DNA damage checkpoint signaling. Lineage: Eukaryota; Metazoa; Chordata; Actinopteri; Siluriformes; Siluridae.